AUGGGUACGAGGGAUUCUACGUUCUCGUACGUACAUCUAGAUGAUCCAAACCAGGUGAUUUAUAUGGAAAAAUGGGAAGAUGAUCCUAUACCUUUCAAUGAUAUCGAUACACAGUCACUAAUAGAGGCAACAACAACAUUGUUCCCCCAAUACUUACUAGAAGAAGAAGAAGAUAGUGGUUUACCAAUAAGCUCUUCAACGUUUGGUACAAAGGUAUAUAAAAAUAGGAAACUUUUAAAAGAUAAGGCUUGGAGUGAUUUGGCAAUAUUUGAUAAAUUCAUGGACGAAUCAAGUUCGUUGCACAAGCAAAAAGAUAAAACUAUAUUGAAAUCUGUUUAUACCAAACUGUCUAAUAAUGCAUAUGAAUCAGUAGAUGAUCCAGAAGAGUUUACUAUUGCAGAAUUUUUAUCUAAUGGAUAUAAUCCUAGUGAUACAAUGGAUAUACUUUCACCACCUGAUAUGGUCAAUGAUAGUAUAAUGGGGAAUAACGCAGGCGAUAUUUCAAUCAAUUCUACAUCUGAUUUGUUGGUACCAGGAAAUAAUACAUUCUCGAUGAAUAUAAGAACGAAUUCUGGAAAUAAUUCGAAUCAUCAGAAUGCUGUGAUGCAAACUCCUAGAAUUGGAAGAUCGAGGCAGCCAUCCACUGACAAGAUUUUUCAGACACCUGUAACAAGAAUAAUGAGAUAG
Debaryomyces hansenii CBS767 is the source of this 687-nucleotide messenger RNA. RefSeq names its product Cta6p (gene CTA6). The record is from RefSeq and is a predicted model, not a curated record. The coding region runs from base 1 to 687 and encodes 228 amino acids. The transcript has a single exon. Gene Ontology annotation, cellular component: anaphase-promoting complex. Lineage: Eukaryota; Fungi; Ascomycota; Pichiomycetes; Serinales; Debaryomycetaceae.